Molecule: messenger RNA, 2145 nt
Organism: Chrysoperla carnea
Lineage: Eukaryota; Metazoa; Arthropoda; Insecta; Neuroptera; Chrysopidae
Product: nose resistant to fluoxetine protein 6-like
Exons: 12
Coding region: 25-2145 (706 amino acids)
Molecular function (GO): acyltransferase activity, transferring groups other than amino-acyl groups
Source: RefSeq, a predicted model, not a curated record
UCAUGUAUUAAUAAUAAUUAAAAGAUGUUUACAUAUAUUUUAAUUUGUAUUGUUGUUAUUGCAAAUUUUCAAUUGUUAAGUGGUGCGAAUGAUACGCCGAUUGUGUUUAAAGAUCAAUGGAAUAAACAAGAUGAAAGUUUUAUUGAUUUUGACGAAAUACAAAAUAUUACUGACUAUUUUCAAACACUUCAAUUUGGAACAUUACCACUAAUUAACUUAACAACAUCAUCCCAAAUUACUCCAAAAUGUCGAUUACAUACUGCUCAAUAUUUACGAAGUAUAAAAAAUUUAGCAUUUUGGGCAGUUCAAAUGUAUGAUUCAUCAGCAAAACUUCCAUCUGGUAUAUUAAACGGAAAUUUAAAUCAAUUUGGAGAUUUUGAUGAAUGUAUUAAUUCCCGUUCCGAUGAUAAUGAAAUUAUUGGACAAUAUUGCUUAGCAAAUUUUCAAAUUGUUGAACCAACAUCCAAAAAUUUAUCAAAAUUUUAUAAUUUAUUAAAUUCACAUUUUGCUUUUCGCAAUACGUUGGAAAAUCCCGGUCACCUGGCACCACGUUUUUCAUCAAUUAAUUGGGCGAUAUGUGUUCCAGCUUCAUGUACGCAUGAAGAUGUUGAAAUUGCUUUCAAAGAGGCAAUCAAACCAUUGGAAGAAAAAUUUGGGAUAUCCUUACAGAUUAAAGUAUUCGAAGAAAUGUGUCAAAAUGCUGAUCAAUCGAUAUCACUAUCUUUAAUAAUUGGAAGUAUACUCUUUGCAACAAUUAUUGUUUUCACCAUAAUUAUAACAGUCGUAGAUUUUUAUUACGAUUUCCCAUCAAAUAAUUUAGAUGGAUUAGAAGGAAUAUUAUUUGCAUUUUCACUUCGACGUACAACGAAGUCGUUAUUUUCACUUAAACGUACCCCAGACGAUAUUCCUAGCGUUCAUGGAUUACGAUUUUUCAAUGCAAUUUUAUUAUUAUGCGCACAUUAUGGAUUAAAUGUGUUAUUUGUACCAUACAUGAAUCGUACAUUUAUGGCUGAAAUGAUUGGACAACCAUGGACUGUUGUAGCACGAACUGCAGCUAUGUAUACGGAUGCAUUUUUAAUGUUUAGUGGUAUGCUAACAAUUUACUCGUAUUGUGGGCAAAUAAAUAGUGGUAAAAAAAUUAACUUUUUCAAAGAGUACAUGUCACGUAUGAUAAGAAUUAUUCCACCUUUAGCAGGUGUUAUAUUAUUUUGUGGAUUCGUUCAGCCAUUGUUAGGAUCCGGUCCAUUAUGGAGUUUGGUUAUUGGAAAUAAUGCAGAAGUUUGUAGAAAUUAUGGAUGGCGUAAUUUAUUAUUUAUUCAAAGUUACUUUGGUUUUGAAAAUAUGUGUGCUGCGCAUACUCACCAUGUUGGAACGGAUACACAAUUAUUUUUUGCAACACCAAUAUUUUUGUGGCUAUUAUGGAAAUGGCAAACAUUUGGAAUUAUUAUUUUAACAAUACUGGCAACAUUAUCAACAAUUUUACGUUAUUAUGUUGCAUAUUCAAGGGGAUUGACAAAUUAUAUUUAUUUUGGAAUGCAUAUUGAAAAAAUGUUCGAUACAGCCGAUUAUAUGUACAUAUUGCCAACGCAUCGGGUAACUGUAUACAUCAUUGGUGUAAUAUUGGGAUUUAUUUUACGAAAUUUAAAACGUGUUGAGUUAACAUCGCUGCAAGUAAAAGUUGGAAAUAUUGUUGCAUUUAUUCUGUUUGGUGUCGCUUUAAUUGCACCAUCAUUUAUAACUAAUAUUUCAUAUGAGUUUCAACCAAUACAUGGGGCAUGGUACGUGGCAUUCACUCCAAUUUUAUGGUGUCUACCAUCUGCUUGGGUUAUUUUUACUCAACAUUUCAAAUAUCCUAAUGGACUAACCAAGUUUCUAUCUUGGCGUGGAUUUAUAAUAUUUACAAGAUUAUCAUAUGCAUUUUACUUAGUUCAAUUCCCAAUGUACUUUCAUAAUGUGGGUACAGUAAGGAAUUCCGCAUAUUUUCACAUAUUUAAAUUAGUGCCGAGUAUUGAAGAUUUUAUUUUGUUGUCUGGGUGUUCAAUAAUUUUAACAUUAUUGUUUGAUACACCAUUUCAAACAAUUCGGAGAAUAUAUUUCAAAAAAUAUGAAAUUAAGACUCUUUUACUGCCCGUAUCUAUGCCAUAG